AAAAAAAAAAGUCUCACAGAAAAAAAUCAAAGACAGUUGUUUGCCACAGAGAGAUAGGGACAGAUAGCGAUUAGAGAAAGGAGAGAGAGAGAGGGAGAGACCUUGCGUGAGUGUGGUAUAAUAAUAAGUGCAGAAGGCCACAACUCGAAGAAUCUCAUAAAGCGUAUCUGGAGAACAGAAGGAUAUCAGUUUUUGGAGGGACUUCGUGAAGAAGUUGUUGACCAACAGACUCACCGGUACUUGGAAAAGCGAUGUGCUUUCAGAUACUUUUUAGGUUUCUCAGGCAAACAUGUUGGUGGAAAGUUCCUUCAGCGCUUCCGUUAAAACUAGCCUUCUGAACACAUCUGAGUAUCAACACCCAUUUGCUGCUUUUAAUUGGAUGUCGCUAACUGAAACUUAUCAGAUGAUCCACAAACUUCCAGAUCAGUCUCAAGUAAGCUUUCUUGAAGCUGUUCCAGUCCCUGAUGCAGUGAAUCUCGAUGAACUAAGUUGUCCAGAGAAAACUGUUAUUCAUAAGGUAUCGGAACUAAGUUGUCCAGAGCAAACUGGUAUGCAUAACGUAUCGGAAAAGGCUCUGACUUCACUUGUGUAUAGUCGAAGGAAGUGGAGCAUGAGACCUGGAGGUACUGAGGAUAAUAGCCCAGGAAAAUGCAAUAAACAGGAGGUUUCACUUGAUGGGUCUGUCGUCCCGGUUUAUAACCAUGAAGAAAGCAUAAAAGGGAAACAUCGGUUCAACAACUGUCUUGUUUAUAGCCGAAAGAAGAGGGGCAAAAUCAGUUAUGUUACUGGAGAAACUACGUUAAGGGCUGAUGGGAUUGAUGAUGCUUUUGUCUCUGGGCACGACUGUGGAGAAGCCAAGAGAAGAAGAACUCGAUUAGAUGAAUGUCUCGUGUAUACCAGCAGAAAGGAAGGUGGAGUAACAUCUAAUGGUUGUAGCUUUAGCGAACAUGUCUCUAGAGGAACCAAGAUAGGCUGUGAUCAAGCUGACUCUUCUGAAUAUAUCCAAGUGGAGCAUAUAGUUAAAGCUGGUGGGGGUUUCACUGGAGCUAACCCUGGAGAAAUCAGCAAUAGCAGUCAUCGACCUGUUUGCAGCCAAAGCAAGCAGUUAGUGAAAUCUAAUGGCUUACUUGUGUAUAGCCGGAGGCAGCAGAGAGGGAAAUAUAAUGGUGCUCCGGUUUAUGGCUUUCUAGUGUAUAAGCGGAAGAAGCCUAGUGUAGACAAUACUCAAGCUACCGAAGUGACAUCUUCUUCUGAAGGAACAAAUGACAGAUGCUCGUCACAAUCCAGUUCUGAACUUGCUUCAGGUCCCAGUAAAACUGGAGAAAGUGAAGCUGCAGAUUCUGGCUCAGAUACAGACAGUAGCAGCCCUUUCAAACAGUGUAAACGAUGUGAUAAGGCAGGAAAUGUGGACAAGAUGUUAAUUUGUGAUGAAUGUGAGGAAGCAUAUCAUACAAGGUGUUGCGGUGUUCGAAUGAAAGAAGUUGCACAGAUUGAUGACUGGUUUUGUCGAUCUUGUUUGGAAAAGAAGCCAUCAAAGACAAAUUUUAAAGGGAGAUCACGGGAACGGAAAUGGAGAGUUUCAGAACCAUUUGUAAUAGGAAUUCGAGUAGGAAAGGAGUUUCAAGCGGAUGUUCCAGACUGGUCCGGUCCAACCAUGAGUGAUAGUACUUCUUUUGUUGGUGAACCCCUGGAGAUUGAUCACUCAAAAUAUAUGCAUGAUCUCAAGAACGGUAAGAAACCAGGUUCUGCAGUAAAUUGGCUCCAAUGCAGAGAGGAGGAUAGGAAUGGAGAUAUUUGUGGAAAGUGGCGUAGGGCUCCUCGCUCAGAGGUACAGACCAACGACUGGGAAUGCUUCUGCUGCGUCUCUUGGGAUCCAUCGCAUGCUGAUUGUGCCGUCCCUCAGGAACUAGAAACAGAUGAGAUCCUGAAACAACUCAAGUACAUCAACAUGCUUAGACCUCGUUCAGACGCCAAAACGCGGAAGAUAGGACCAGAUGGUCGAAGCAGAUUAUAUAAAUGAAAAUUCUUGAUGGACGCAAGCUUUAGUCAUAUCAAAAUGCGUAUGCUUUUUGGAUCAGAGACUAGAAACUAGAUAGGUAGUUCAGAAUUUUUGUUGGUAACUCCCAAAACAGUAGU
Molecule: messenger RNA, 2136 nt
Organism: Eruca vesicaria subsp. sativa (arugula)
Lineage: Eukaryota; Viridiplantae; Streptophyta; Magnoliopsida; Brassicales; Brassicaceae
Source: the annotation of a GenBank genome assembly